Molecule: messenger RNA, 2595 nt
Organism: Penicillium soppii
Lineage: Eukaryota; Fungi; Ascomycota; Eurotiomycetes; Eurotiales; Aspergillaceae
Product: cullin family protein
Exons: 5
Coding region: 1-2595 (864 amino acids)
Biological process (GO): DNA damage response; ubiquitin-dependent protein catabolic process; protein ubiquitination
Cellular component (GO): Cul4-RING E3 ubiquitin ligase complex
Molecular function (GO): ubiquitin protein ligase binding
Source: RefSeq, a predicted model, not a curated record
AUGCAACAAAACUCGAGCGGCGACACCGAGAAGAGGAGCGGUAAGCGCCAGUCGAUCGGCAAAAGAAAGCUUUCUGAUCAAGGAGAGCCAUCGCAGCCGCGAUCCCAGACCAUCAACGAGCUUCUUUCCGAGAGGAAAACGCCUGAACCGACUCACCCACAGUCCCGCAAACGACUCCGCCUAUCCGAUUCUCCCCAAACGGCCACCUCACAUAAGAUGCAUCCGAAUUCCGGGGCCCCGCCUAACAACGGCGCGUUUGGCCGGGGUGUGUCCGAUUCGGCGGCGGGAUUUCCGGGCUUGAAUUCGAAUGGUCGUCCGAAUAAUUUCACUCCUUACACUGGCGCGAGAAAGCUGGUUGUCCGGAAUCUUCGAAAAGAACCUCGUCUUGAUCAGGAUUCAUACUUCGAUAAGGUAUGGGCCCAGCUUGACGCAGCUUUGACCGCCAUCUUUGAUGGCAAGAUGCCGGAAAUUUCACUGGAGGAGUUGUACAAAGGUGGAGAGAACGUUUGCCGACAGGAGCGGGCAGAUCUGUUGGCGAAGAAGCUUCAGCAUCGGUGCAAAGAGUUUGUGAAUGGCAAUAUGCGUCGGGCUCUCGUUGAAAAGGCCAAGGGUAGCUCUGAGGUCGAGACUUUGCGAGCGGUCAUGGAGGCAUGGUCAUCCUGGCACAAGAAACUAGUUACUGUUCGCUGGAUCUUUUACUAUCUCGACCAGUCUUUCCUUCUGCACUCUAAAGAAUACCCGAUGAUCCGUGAAAUGGGAUUGAUUCAGUUCCGAUCAUAUGUCUUCGCUGACGCUAUCUUGAAGCCUAAGAUUUUGGAUGGUACAUAUAACUUAAUAGCUGCUGAUCGCGCAGGCUCAGUUCCGGACUCCGAUCUACUGAGAGACGUCAUGGAGCUUCUUCACAACCUUGAUGUCUAUGGCAGUGACUUUGAGCCUGCAUUCAUCGCCCACACUAAGCAGUUCCUCCUGGCCUGGUCUCAAGACGAAGCCGCAGGUUCUCUGGAAACAUACGUGAAGCAUUCCCACAGACUGAUCGAGAAUGAACUUGAACGGUGCGAAAUGUUCGCUUUCAAUCGCAGCACAAAGAUCAAGCUAUCCGAGCUUCUGGAUCAGACGUUGGUCACAAAUAAAAAGGAUCUAUUGACCAAUGAAGCUGAUGUGAUUGGCCUGCUGCGAGCUGGAGAUAAGCCUGUCUUGAAGCAACUCAUCGGUCUGCUUGAUCGCCGAGGCGCUGGCCUCGAGUUGAAGUCUGCAUUCAAGAACUACAUCAUCCAAGAAGGAGAAGCAAUUGUGUUCGACCAAGAGAAGGAAUCCGACAUGGUUGUUCAUUUACUUCAAUUCAAACAAAAAGUCGAUGAUAUUUGGGCCAACGCUUUUGGCUCAAAUGAAGACCUGGGGCACGCGCUUCGUGAGGCCUUUGCUACUUUUAUGAACACCGGAAAGAAGAUGGAGUCCACAGGUGACACAGACAACCCCAAGUCAGGUGAAAUGAUCGCCAAAUACGUUGACAGACUCCUUAAGGGCGGAUACAAGCUGCCGCCUGGUCGCAAUCCCGAGGAAGUAAAUUUGAUCUCUGAUGAUGCAGAGUUGGACCGACAGCUGGACCAAGUGCUUGAUCUCUUCCGAUUUGUCCAAGGCAAGGCUGUUUUCGAAGCCUUUUACAAAAACGAUCUUGCCCGUCGCCUCUUGAUGAAGCGGAGUGCCAGCAAUGAUGCCGAGAAGAGCAUGCUGGCUCGUUUGAAAAAUGAAUGCGGUUCAAGCUUUACUCACAACCUCGAGUCAAUGUUCAAUGACAUCGAGACGGCCGCGGAAGAAAUGAUAGCCUUCAGGCAAUCGCAGUCAGAGGCGCGGAAGACUCGGUCCAUUGAAUUUGAAGUCAGCGUACUGUCAGCCGCGGCAUGGCCUACAUACCCCGAUGUCCCCGUGCGCAUCCCAGCGAAGAUUGCACGCGCCAUCAAGAGAUUCGAAGAGUUCUACCACACCAAGCGCACGGGGCGCAGGCUCUCCUGGAAGCAUCAAUUGGCUCAUUGCCAACUGACCGCAACCUUCGGCGACGAAAAGAAGCAGCUGGUAGUCAGUUCGUUCCAAGCCAUCGUCCUGCUGCUCUUCAACGACAUCCCCGACGGCGAAAGCCUGACCUACUCGCAGCUCUCAGAAGCGACCGGGCUUUCGGACCCUGAAUUAAAGCGAACCCUCCAGUCGCUCGCAUGCGCCAAAUACAAAGUGCUCCUCAAAUCCCCCAAGGGCAAAGACGUCAACACCACCGACACAUUCUCGUUCAAUGCCGACUUCAAAGACAAACAGAAGCGCAUCAAGAUCAACCAGAUCCAACUGAAAGAAACGAAAGAAGAAACGAAGACCACGCACGAGCGAGUCGCCGCCGACCGCCACUUCGAGACGCAGGCCGCGAUCGUGCGCAUCAUGAAGAGCCGCAAAGUCAUCAGCCAUGCCGAGCUAAUCGCAGAGGUGAUCACUGCCACGAAGCGACUGGGUGUUCUGCAGCCUGCAGAGAUCAAGACCAAUAUUGAGAGGCUGAUCGAGAAGGAUUACAUCGAGCGCAAAGGUGACUCCAAUCAGUACAGUUACGUUGCAUGA